AUGCAAGAAAAUUAUAAUUUUAUUUGUUCUCCACAAUUAAGACCUGUUUUAAAUAAUUUAUAUUUAUCCAAAAAAAGUAUAAUAAAAUCAGUUGAAUUAAACAUACAAGAAAAAAGAGAAUCAAUUAAAAUUUUCGAUAUUGGCUGUUCUCAUGGAUACAACUCAAAUAUUCAAUUAAACUUUUUUAUUUCCAUUAUUAGAGAUGAAAUGAAAUGCAACAAGUUGAUUGAAAUUAUUCAUGCAGAUCAAGAAAAAAAUGAUUUUACCAAGCUUUUCCUUCACAUAAAUAACGACUUACAAUCUUAUUUAAAAAAAUGGGACAACAUUUACUAUUAUUCAAGGGGUUCUUCAUUUAUGAAUCAAUUGGUACCAGAUAGCUCUAUGGAUAUCAUUAUAUCAUUCUGUACUUUACAUUGGGGUGACGAAAAUGAACCAUCACUAAAAAAUAUUCGUUACAAAGAAUUAAAAAACGGUGGUUCUUUUAUUUCUAAUUUAUGUGCUGGUAAAACAGACGAACAAUUACAAAUAACUGAAGAUUGUUAUAGAGGUGCCAAAGACAUUUUCAGAGAAAUGGCAAAUGAAAAAAUUCUCAGUCAUCAAGAGGUUUAUGAUAUGACUCUUCCACUCAUCUUUUUUAGAAAAAGUAUAAUCGAUAGAGUUUUAGAAAAUAUGAAUGAGGGUUUUAAACGUCAAGCAGAGAAAUAUGUUUUCCUUGAUUGGAAUCAAGAAAGUAGGGAAGCUACAACUUCAAAAAAUAAUGCCAUUAAAUAUUUCGUAGACUCGACACUAGGUUACCAAGGUGGUUAUAUCAAGAAGGAAAUUAAAGGUGAUGAAAAAACUGUUAAUAAAAUUUAUAAUCAAUUUUAUAAUAGAUUUAUUCAUAAAUUAGAAUCAAAUCCAAAUUUUAACAUUUCAUUUGAUAUUAUCUUUUUAGUUUUAAAAAAAGAUUAA
Molecule: messenger RNA, 951 nt
Organism: Dictyostelium purpureum
Lineage: Eukaryota; Evosea; Eumycetozoa; Dictyosteliales; Dictyosteliaceae
Exons: 2
Coding region: 1-951 (316 amino acids)
Biological process (GO): methylation
Molecular function (GO): S-adenosylmethionine-dependent methyltransferase activity
Source: RefSeq, a predicted model, not a curated record